UUUACACGCAUGCUCUUGUGGCUUUGGUUUCUCUGGUUUCUCGUCGCCUGAUUUCCAGCUCGCAUACCGUCAGUAACGUUAAUCCGCUAUAACGCGUGAACAGCUUGUUUGGUAAAAGACGAGUCUAUCAAACUAUCGCCUUUCCAGCCAGUCGUCACGGCGCAGAAUCGUCGGACGGAAAGAAUCGAGGCUGGGCAUUCGUUCCUUCGCGUGGAAGCGCGCUCGCCAUGGGUCGCCCCAUCGGCAUGGGCGCAGACAGCGCGGGAAGCAUGAUAUGGCUCGGCGCGCUGCUCGUGCUGACGUGUCUCGCCGCGGUUUCUCCCGUCCGCUGUGUACCCUUCGCCCCCUCCCAACUGCAAGUCCUGCUGGACUUCCAGCAGGCGUGGGGCCGGACUUUUGCUGGGUGGGUGACUGGAGGGAACUGCAGCACUGCCACGCAAGUGAAGUGUGACGCCCAGGGCAUGUUGACCAGCAUGGAUCUUCAUAACCAAGGCUUAUCCGGAUCCAUCCCAUCUACUAUCAGCAGCAUGGUCAGCCUGACAUACCUUUCUUUUGAGCUAAAUAAUCUCACCGGCCACCUCCCUCCAACGAUGGGCAGCCUUACUCGUCUUUCAUACCUGAACAUAUCUGACACAAAGAUAAUGUGCCCACCGGACUACAGCACCUGUGUGGUCCCUCAGAAUGCUUCAAGCGCUUUCUGCUCCAUGUGCACCUCCUUUUGCGCCACCUGUGCGGAGGCACCAGCCACUGCUCCACCCUCCUCUGCUCCACCCUCCUCAUCCCCCCAAAUGAAACUCCUGCUGGACUUCCAGCAGGCGUGGGGGCGGACAUUCGUUGGGUGGGUAGCUGGGGGGAACUGCAGCACUGCAGAGUAUGUGGAGUGCGACGCCCAGGGCAUGGUCACCAGCAUAUUUCUAGAGUUCCAAGGCUUAACCGGAUCCAUCCCAUCUAGUAUCAGCAGUAUGGUCAGCCUAACUCACCUAGAUCUCUACGGGAACGACCUCAGUGGCUCGAUACCCUCAGGCAUUGCCAAUCUCCUUGAUCUGUGCUAUCUGAGUCUGGGCAAUAAUGCAUUGACUGGGUCUUUUCCAUCUUCCAUCGCCAGCAUGAGCGGCCUCACUUACCUGGAUCUGCGUCGUAAUGCCUUGACAGGGUCUAUUCCAUCUACCAUCGCCAACAUGAGCAACCUCGAGUACUUGAAUCUGGGCAAUAAUGCCUUGACUGGGUUCAUUCCAUCAACCAUCUGCAGCAUCACCAGCCUCACGUUUCUAUAUCUGGGUUACAAUGCCUUGACCGGCCCAAUUCCAUCUACCAUCAGCAACAUGACCAACCUUACGUUUCUCUCUUUGGAACUAAACAAUCUCACCGGCCACCUCCCUGCAACGAUGGGCAGCCUUACUCGUCUUUCGGACCUUGCAGCACCGCCCAUUGCUCCACCCUCCUUUGCUCCACCCUCUUCUGCUCCACCCUCCUCAUCCCCUGAAAGUGAGUCACCAAUUCCUCCCACGCUAUCCCCUCUAGGCGACCUCUGCUCUUUGAUAACCCCCUUGUUCUCUUUUGUACUUACUUUUCUGCAUGCACUAACCCCUUUGGGUGACCUCUGUCCCUCAUAUGGUCUCCUUGAGUUUUAUUCCCACGAGCUGUGCCCACUCAUCUAUCUCUAGGAACUUGUAUGGCUCUCCCACCAUCAUACUGCCAGAACUUUUAGUGCCCCACACCCAUGCUCCAGGUUUUCCUCCUCCCCUCCUGCUGGAGUGGGAAGGGAAGGCCCACAUAACUUAUGAGAGCUGGUCGCCUCAUCUCCCAUUCAGUGUCCACCUCCUGAUCCUCCCCCCUCCUCCCUUCAGUGUAGAAGCUCCCCCAUAUUCUUCCUUCUCCUCCCACCUUCCCCUUACAUCUCCUUCCUGCCUGGAUGCCUCAUCAUGUUUUGCACCAACCAUCUGCAGCACAGUUACUCAACCCCCAACAUAUGUUGCCAAUCUGAAGCUUUACUUUCCUUCACCCACCCGUAUCAUCCCGUACCAUAUCCAACACUCCCCCCCCCCUCUUUUCCAUCUGAAGCAACCCUAUCCCCUAUCCCCCUCCCCCUCUCCAGCCCCGCCUUCCAUCUCCACUCCCACACCGCCUUCACCCACCACACCCUCUCCACCUCCUCCCACUUCCAAUCCUAGUCAACCCACAGCCUCUCCCUCCCAGUCUGGAGGCGGCCUGUCAGCAGGCACCAUAGCUGGCAUUGCUGCUGCUGCUGGUGUCGCUGUCCUCCUGCUGCUGCUCCUGCUGGGUCUGAUGGUAUUCAAGCGGUGCCACAUCCAAGGGGUGGAAGCAAGUGGCAAAAGCGGCACAGAUGCAUAGGACGAGGAUUUGGCCCUUGGAAGUUCACCCCAAGAGGAGCCUGUGGGAAGUGGAGCUGAGGUGUCAGCGGAAGCUUGAAGAUAGAAAAAAGGAAAUUCUCAAAGGGGGAUGGCCACCGGACGGGAUAGUGCUGGGGAGGAAAGGUGUAAAAGUAUUCUUUCCAGGACAGCAGCCCACCCACGCGCUAAUGGCAGGGAUCCCGCCAAAGGAGACGGUGCCGAGUGAGGACCAGAGUGGGAGAUAGGAGACGGUCAGAAAGGAGAAGUGGGCCCCGCAAAGCCUUUGCAGGCCAUGCCCAGUGCUGAUACAAUUCAGGGUUUCGGGUGUAGGAGUGAUCAAGCAAACUUGCCAACAGCCAUCAGUGAUCAUUACAAAACAUCCUCCGAUGCUACCUGCAUGCAGAUUCAUGCCUAUGUCUGCAUGUUCAUGUGCGCGUGCGUGAACAUAUCUGGAACAGCACUCACAUGCCCACCGGACUACAGCACCUGCAUAGUCCCAUAGGACAAUUCAACCACCUCCCAAAAGGCGUGCCCUGACUUCUGCAACACAUGUGCCAUGGCACCUCCCUCUAUGCCACCACCACCAUCUACUCCACCAUCUGAACUACCCUCGUCCCCCCGAACGUGGGGCGGAUUUUCACGGGAUGGGUGGCUGGAGGGAACUGCAGCACCUUCGACCAUGAGUCAAUGGGAAUCUUGAAGGGGAAAUGGAGCAGUUUCUGUUGUACACAGAGCCACUGUAAUAAGGAUGGAUCAGAUUUCGAGUGGUGAUGCUGAUGGUCAUUAUGGCACGUAAGGCAAUUCAUGCAAGGGGACACCCAGAUCAACUUCAACAGCAACAUGAGGCUUAUUUUGUUGACACUUUUUACUAGAAACCUUGAACCUGUAGCACUUCCGACUUUGAUUCUACCCCUCCUCCAAAACCGGUGUUGCAUCCAACACAGUGGCAUCAUUCAAGGACCCUUACUCGCACGCACCAGGAAAUCUCGUGUUUCGCUUGGCUCGCCUUGCCUUCUCCUGCGCUGCCAUGCCCGGUGCCUCCCUCCCUGCCAUGAGCCAAUUGCUGGUAGAUAUGGUGAAGAUGAGGGAGGCGGUCUUUGGAUCACAGGCCAACAAGGUUGCAUCUCGCAUUGAUGACGAAUCAUAAUCAGAUUGCGCGAACUUAGAUGCUGAGAAAAUAUGUGUAUUGGGACUACUAAAAAGAGUCAAUGGGAAUCUUGAAGGGGAAAUGGAGCAGUUUCUGUUGUACACAGAGCCACUGUAAUAAGGAUGGAUCAGGUGGGGUCCUUCACAAGUGGCAAAGA
Closterium sp. NIES-67 is the source of this 3655-nucleotide messenger RNA. The record is from the annotation of a GenBank genome assembly. NCBI's taxonomy places the organism in Eukaryota, Viridiplantae, Streptophyta, Zygnematophyceae, Desmidiales, Closteriaceae.